Messenger RNA from Staurois parvus, 287 nucleotides. NCBI's taxonomy places the organism in Eukaryota, Metazoa, Chordata, Amphibia, Anura, Ranidae. The record is from the annotation of a GenBank genome assembly.
UGCCCCAUCAUUGGUAUCAGUGGGAGGAAUAGUGCCCCAUCAUUGGUAUCAGUGGGAGGAAUAGUGCCCCAUCGUUGGUGUCAGGGGAGGAAUAGUGCCCCAUCAUUGGUAUCAGUGGGAGGAAUAGUGCCCCAUCAUUGGUAUCAGUGGGAGGAAUAGUGCCCCAUCAUUGGUGUCAGUGGGAGGAAUAGUGCCCCAUCAUUGGUAUCAGUGGGAGGAAUAGUGCCCCAUCAUUGGUAUCAGUGGGAGGAAUAGUGCCCCAUCAUUGGUAUCAGUGGGAGGAAUAG